UAUGUGUCAAAGAAAAGUUAUUUGUUGUGUGUUAUAAUUCAUGUUUUUCUUCUUGACACUUCGGUUCAGCAGAGGCAGCGUUAUGUGAGAUCACAGUGGCUGCACAAGUUAGGUUUUCUCACAAUAUUUGCUGAACUUACAUCAUGGCUGGGGCAGCAUUGAAACGCCUCAUGGCUGAGUAUAAACAACUAACAAUAAAUCCUCCAGAGGGAAUUAUUGCAGGACCUUUAAAUGAAGAUAACUUUUUUGAAUGGGAAGCUAUGAUCACUGGCCCAGAAGGAACAUGUUUUGAAGGGGGUGUUUUCGAGGCACAGCUCGUCUUCCCUCCUGACUAUCCGCUCAAUCCACCGAAGAUGAAGUUUAAGAGUGAGAUGUUUCACCCAAAUAUCUAUGCUGAUGGUAGAGUGUGUAUAUCCAUUCUACAUGCACCAGGGGAUGAUCCUAUGGGAUAUGAGAGCAGUGCUGAGAGAUGGAGUCCAGUGCAGAGUGUAGAGAAGAUUCUACUAUCAGUUGUCAGUAUGCUAGCAGAACCAAAUGAUGAAAGUGGGGCAAAUGUAGACGCCUCGAAGAUGUGGCGAGACGAACGUGACAAAUUUGAUAAAAUAGCAAAAGGGAUCGUUCGAAAGUCCCUUGGAAUCUCUGCAUCAGCCACUUGAAAAUUUAAAUUGUAGGUAGACAUUGAAAACAAAUUUAUUAUGUACAUAAAUUUAAAACAAAAUAAUAAUAUACAUGUACUAUAUAUUUUCUCACUUGCCCGAUUGGAGCCAAUGGCUUUUUAGAAGUGAUACAUACACUUCGAUACUUGAAUACUUGAGUACAAUUAUAGACAGGCAUGAUAUUCUUCCCAGGUUUGAUUCCGAUUUUUUGGACCUAAAAAAAAUCAGCAAAAUUACAGAGGGACAGUAGAACCACAGUAAUAAUAAUAACAACAAUAAUAAUAAUAAUAA
Molecule: messenger RNA, 947 nt
Organism: Asterias rubens (European starfish)
Lineage: Eukaryota; Metazoa; Echinodermata; Asteroidea; Forcipulatida; Asteriidae
Product: ubiquitin-conjugating enzyme E2 G2-like
Exons: 5
Coding region: 144-656 (170 amino acids)
Cellular component (GO): cytosol; endoplasmic reticulum
Source: RefSeq, a predicted model, not a curated record